ACGGGUGGGGGGGAGGAGGAGGAACGGAGAAUGAGCUAUUCUUGCACCAGCAGGGGCAACAGCCAGGACCCAUCGAGCGCCAAGGAGCCUGCCGCUGAUAAUCCGGCCAGAGACGCCGGCGGAGACGCGGACAGCGGCGGCGGCGACGGCAGCCCGAGGCGCACGGCGGCGGCGAUGAGGGUGAAGAAGGGAUGCAACUCGACCGACGUGGGGGUCCCGAUGACCACGGAGGAGGACCUGCGGGCCGGCGCGGUGGUCAGCCCGGAGGGUGUGCUGGGUCUGCAGAGGAUCACAGAGAAUUAUCUGUGCAACCCGGACAAGAACAUUUACAACAUCGACUUCACCAGGUUCAAGAUCAGAGACAUAGAGACGAGCACGGUGCUGUUUGAAAUCACCAAACCUCCCACAGAUAAAUCAGGGGAGAAGAGGAAUAUCGACCCGAACGCCGGCCGGUUUGUCCGUUACCAGUUCACCCCGGCUUUCCUCCGGCUGCGGCAAGUUGGAGCCACCGUUGAGUUCACAGUCGGAGACUUGCCCAUAGAAAACUUCAGGAUGAUCGAGAGACAUUAUUUCAGAGAGAAGCUGCUCAAGAGCUUCGACUUUGAGUUUGGCUUCUGCAUGCCGAGCAGCAAGAACACCUGCGAACACAUCUACGAGUUCCCUCCUCUGUCUGAGGACGUCAUCAGGGAGAUGAUCCUGCACCCGUACGAGACGCAGUCCGACAGCUUCUACUUUGUGGACAAUAAGCUGGUGAUGCACAACAAGGCAGACUACUCGUACAACGGUGGGACGUAGAGGCGACACACACACACCGACACGAGACAGAUGGACGCACGGGCGGUCGUGAGCGAGGAUCAGAGAAAACUGACUGUUGCUCCAAUCGUCUCUCCUGCUCCAUCUCUGUCUCCCUCUGAGAGAAUUCCACAGAGGAAACACCCGUUCAAAUGUGUCAGUUGAAUUGUGAGUUGAGUUUGUCUGAGGCCUAAAAAGACGUCCGCACAAACACACACAUAGUUCACAGCUCGGUGUGACGUGUGUGUUUGUAACAAAGUGAGAAACGUCAUGAAGCAAAAAACUGGAAAAACUCUGUAUCUUGAAAUAUUGAUAGAAAUUAUUUUUUUUCAUAGAUGUACAUGUUAGAAACAAAUCAUCCAAAAACGUGUGUUUUUAGGACUUAGAUUCAACGAGUGUGUGUGUGUGUGUGUGUGUGUGUGUGUUUCUGUACUAGCGCUGGGUCGAUUUCUGGUUUUGGUUUGGGAGCUUAACCCUGAGGCGACAUUUGUGAUAAUGACAGGUUCUGGCAAAUUAAAAAGUAACCUACACCAGCAAACUGUGCAGACAGUGUCAUGUCGCAAAAUCCAACCAUUAACCAGUAACCACCGUUCAUCAUGAAAAGUAGGACAACAUAAUAAAUAACACUUGAAUGGUGGAGGGCACACCUCCGCCAAUUAGUCCCCUUAUGAAACCACAUUUAGAUUCUCUAGCACCAGAUGUCACACACUCAUAAAUAUCAGAAAGUGAGAAGUAUAAACACAUCCAGGACGUAAAGGCAGAGUAGUGAGAAGAUUAGUUCUCAUGAUUCAGACUCAUUUAACUGCUUUUUAACGACUGUAUUAUAGUUAUGUUAUAAUGUAAAAUGAGAGGCCUCCGAUGAAAAACUCAUAACAUGUGUGGACGAGGGAAGUGGAAGUGAGGAAACUUAUUUGGGAUUCAUCUUUCCAUCUAGUGUCUAUUAUCAGUUUUUGACCAUGUUGGAAUCUUUGUGCUCCAAGUAGCAUCUGCUGGAUCAAGUGCGACACCUAAUGGUAAAAGUCGUUAUACCAGUCUGGUGUGAAUUUGGCUUAUAGAGUCAAAUCGGUUUGUUUGGUUUUUUACACCGGCCCAACCCUACUGCACAGUGUGUGUGUGUGUGUGUGUGUGUGUGUGUGUGUGUGUGUCUGUGUGUGUGCGUUUGAAGUAUGAUUACUGUGUGUGGUAGAAAUAUAUGAAUUUAAAUGUCAGUUGUGUGGCCAUCAGGUUUAAAAAGGUCUAAAUAGAUUUCAAUCUGUUAGCACAUUUUCUUCAGCAGACAGUAGUUAGCUCUUAGUUAAUGUUUCCUUUUUACGUCUGUUCUUUAUUUCUUAUUUCUCAAGUCGCGGGCCCUGUGUUGACCGUGUGGGGACCAGCUGUUUGUGUUUACUGUCACUGUUCAAAGCACAGCGACUCUCUGGAGGCGACACUGAGGAAACAGUGAACUGAUUUGAGCUUGAGCGUUGUCGUCCGUGCACCCGCUGUACUUUUCCAGUCACAUUGUUGCAUCCUCAUCGUCCAGGUUAACGUCUCGCCUUUCAGGAACUUCAUAGGUAAAGAAAAUGAUUAUAAAUGUUUGGUAUGUCUAAGUCAUGAAGGAAAGGCCUGUGGAAUGUAGCAGAAGACUCUCAGAGAACAAAUCACCCCCAGAAAUCUCACAUAUAUAUAUAUAUAUAUAUUGUGUGUGAUGUAAAGUUUGUCUCUACUUUAAUUCUUGUUUCAUUUGUCCAUUUUCUCAUUUUUUGUGUUGUUUCUGAAUCUCAUACGUUAUUUUUGGUCCGGAAUCGUUCCUGAUACUUUUUUACCGGAGUGUUUUGAUCUGCUGUUAUUUGAGGGCAGUUAUUUAAUAAUCACCUUCACAUCACAAAGAAAAUCAGUAACUAAACUACCAAACCCAUUGCACCGACAUUGCAAGUAGCUUACAAAAAAAAUAUCUUUUCCCUCUUACAGACGUGGCCGAGAGGAAAUUACUUGAAUGCGCCUGUUUGAUUCAUUCAUUGGUCCAAAGUUAAUAAAAUCUAACCAAGGGUUGGAGACACAUUAGCAGCAAAAAGUAGUGAAACAUCGCAGGAGGGAACUCAGGUUGGCUCGAGUCCACUUGAAUGUACAGCAGAUGUAUUUAUGACCUACUUUGAUUUUGAGUCGAGGUCAAGUUUUUGACGAAUCAAACGUUGGUGAGAUGAAUUAAAAAAUAAACAAAGAUUUAUGGGUCUUUUUUGAAAUA
Messenger RNA from Hippoglossus stenolepis (Pacific halibut), 3013 nucleotides. RefSeq names its product unc-119 homolog b (C. elegans) (gene unc119a2). Lineage: Eukaryota; Metazoa; Chordata; Actinopteri; Pleuronectiformes; Pleuronectidae. The transcript has 5 exons. Gene Ontology annotation, biological process: lipoprotein transport; negative regulation of clathrin-dependent endocytosis; negative regulation of caveolin-mediated endocytosis. Gene Ontology annotation, molecular function: lipid binding. Gene Ontology annotation, cellular component: centrosome; intercellular bridge; spindle midzone. Bases 31 to 795 code for a protein of 254 amino acids. The record is from RefSeq and is a predicted model, not a curated record.